Molecule: messenger RNA, 1706 nt
Organism: Boleophthalmus pectinirostris (great blue-spotted mudskipper)
Lineage: Eukaryota; Metazoa; Chordata; Actinopteri; Gobiiformes; Gobiidae
Gene: foxd2
Product: forkhead box D2
Exons: 1
Coding region: 20-1105 (361 amino acids)
Biological process (GO): anatomical structure morphogenesis; regulation of transcription by RNA polymerase II; cell differentiation
Molecular function (GO): RNA polymerase II cis-regulatory region sequence-specific DNA binding; DNA-binding transcription factor activity, RNA polymerase II-specific
Source: RefSeq, a predicted model, not a curated record
CAGAGGAUCGCAGCAAAGGAUGACUUUAGGAACGGAUAUGUCCGACAGCUCUGCUUUGUCCGAGGAUGUGGACAUCGAUGUGGUCGGGGGUGAUUUAUCUGGGAAGGACGGGAAAUACCUCCAUCACGACUUCAACUUGGACAAUGACUCGGACGAUAACUACUCACACAACGCGGCGGAUGGCGUUCCCUCCCCUGGACAUAGCGGCUCGGAGUGUCCCCCGGACCAGAUGGGCUCCAGUUCGGGUGCAGGCUCUGGAGUAGGCGACAACAAACUCAGAAAGAACGCGUUGGUGAAGCCGCCGUACUCCUACAUUGCGCUCAUCACUAUGGCCAUCCUGCAAAGUCCUAAGAAGAGGCUAACUUUGAGCGAGAUCUGCGAGUUCAUAAGCAACAGGUUCCCAUACUACAGGGAGAAGUUCCCUGCGUGGCAGAACUCCAUCCGUCACAACCUCUCCCUGAACGACUGUUUCGUAAAGAUCCCACGCGAACCUGGAAACCCAGGAAAAGGCAACUACUGGACCCUUGACCCAGACUCGGCUGAUAUGUUCGACAAUGGGAGCUUCUUGCGCAGAAGAAAACGCUUCAAGAGGCACCAAAGCAAUGAGAUCCUCAGAGACGCGGGUGGGUAUCUUCCUGGCUUUGGAUACGGCCCCUAUGGAUACAACUACGGACUCCAGCUACAAAACUUCCACCACAAUCCUUACCACUCACAUCACUCAAGCGCUUCGUUCCCUUUCCCGGGCACUUCACCAUGCACCUUGCCUUCAGCUUCCCUAUUCCCAGCUCCGCAUCCUCUACCCUCUAUUUUAAGUGCUAAACCAUUCUAUCCCCAGUUAAGCCCAUCUUUGCCCCAUCUUAAGACGGACAGCAGCCCACCGAGCCGGCCUUCCUUCUCAAUUGACAAUAUCAUCGGCGCGACUAAUUCCAGCGGCUCCGCGUACAGCGCGCCGUCAGGCGGACAGGCGCACAUCCUGGCUAUGUUGACACCAACUCUGGCCUCAGCCUCUGGACAUUUGAAUCUAUCGCAGGACAGUGUUUCAUCAGGAACACAGACUCAGACAUUUGCUAGCAAAAGCCCCAACGUCAACACUUGCCCUUUUUAAAAUAAAAAAAUAAAUAAAUAAAAAAAAGCAAAAACAUUUAAUAGCCCUGAGCAAGUUGCAUCGCGUGAAGGUAGGACAAGCACUCUGAAGACUUUUUCUUCUCCUAUAGUUUCAGUAUUUGGAGAGGAGAUUAUUUAUAAUUGUAAAUUUGUGUAUAAUAGAAACAAGAAAGAAGAGGACGAUAAUGUCUUCUUGUUUUAGGUCUUUGGCAUUUGUCUUAAUGGAUAUUAAUAUCCUAUUAUUUAAAGCUGACAUCCUAUAAGGGGUGCUUUAUAACACACACGAGAAUAAUAUGUGGUGAUUUAUAUUGUUUCCUUCAUGUGCGUUUUGAGAAAAUGGCACUGCUAUUGUUGACAUAAAGAGACGGUAAACUCAGGUUUAUUAUUGAAAAGCACACAAGGAAAUCAAAGGGAUUCCGCGCACCAGAAUAUCCCACUAUGAUCUGCCUGUUUCCAAAUAGGUUCGUGACAUCAUGCCAUGUCAUUAUGGACUGGUAUUUGAGUGCUUAAGUUUGUUUUGUUGAAAGACGUCGUACCUCUCUUUUUCUCAACUUUUGAAUUGUUGUUUGUUUCUAUUCACGAGUUAAUCUGUGAAAGUCAUG